AUGAACCAUUUUAGUAAUGUAGAACGUCUUCAAAUAAUAAUGGAACGAGAAAGAGAUGGAAAGAAAUUAGAAACAAUUGCACGACAACAUAAGUGUACACCAGCUGCAAUUUGUAAAAUAUUAUCUCAUUACAAUCAAACAGGAGAGGUCAAUGGUGGUAAAUCGACCGGUCGUUCUACAUGUCUUAAUAAUGAAGAAAUGAAAAAACUCGAUGAAUUAAUUAGAAAAAAACCUACAGCAACUGCUAUUGUUCUUGCAAGCGAUAUUUUACAAGUCAUGCAUAAACGUGUUAGUGUUCGCACUGUUCAAAAAUAUCGUCGUGAUUUAGGAUAUCGUCCAUAUCAGCAAGUAGUUAAAAAAGUCACUUACAUAGGGCAUACCAAAAGUUUCGAGAGUUGUAUUUUAGAACAGCAUAGUAAACUUGAAAAAUUCUUUCUCUACACAGUGUGA
This is a messenger RNA of Adineta ricciae, 450 nucleotides long. NCBI's taxonomy places the organism in Eukaryota, Metazoa, Rotifera, Eurotatoria, Adinetida, Adinetidae. The record is from the annotation of a GenBank genome assembly.